This is a messenger RNA of Procambarus clarkii (red swamp crayfish), 2953 nucleotides long. RefSeq names its product probable tRNA (uracil-O(2)-)-methyltransferase. Gene Ontology annotation, molecular function: tRNA (uridine) methyltransferase activity. NCBI's taxonomy places the organism in Eukaryota, Metazoa, Arthropoda, Malacostraca, Decapoda, Cambaridae. The record is from RefSeq and is a predicted model, not a curated record. Gene Ontology annotation, biological process: tRNA methylation.
GUUCUUACCGAGCCCGGAUUAUGUCCAUCAUGUCACUUCGUCGCCCCUAAAUCAACACAUGUCACUAAACUUCAUUUAAUAACUAUAUGCCUUUUAAGUAGGAGAUUUUAACUGCUAAUAACAUUAGAUUGUGGUUUUAAUAUUGAGCAAUUAUAUUUAUAUACGAAACGUACACAUUUUGUGUGGGAAAUGGUCAAAAUAUGUGUUGUGUGUGGUGCGUAGCAAGUGUGUAGUGUCCGGUGAGCGCCUGGAGGCCGGCCACCAACAUGGUGCGGUUAUACUCUCUCCUCACCGCCCCCUCUACUCCUCACACUGCCACACAACUCUAUAAGCAUUUGUUGAAGGAGUGCAAGAAGCUGCCAGAAGAGUGUCGGCCCUACUACCGUCAUUACAUAAGACAGGCGUGAUUGUCACUAAGCAGGCAGCUCUAGUAAACUGAAGCAGGUUGGCCCGCGUGAUCAGGAAACACGCACUCGGUCGACCCAAACGUGUACCAACAAAUAUCGUUAGUCGACGACACUAUCGGCUUUAAUCAACAUUCUGAAGAAAUAGAUCCGGAACGUUUAAUGCAGAUCAUCAAUCGAGCUGUUGAAGACGGAAAGUGGAUUAUUAAGAAGUACUCCAGAGUUCAAGAAUAAUGCUGCAGAAGAGAAGAACGCUUUAAGCAGAUUAACAUGGAAAAACAGGUUGAAGAAUUGCCUUUAGAAGCACUUCCCUGCCAGUUUUGGGGUGCAGUAAAAAUCUACACAGAGAAGCCACAUAUUAUUAAUCGCAGAAUAUGUGGAGCUGUCAAUUUAUGGAUUGGUGUAACGCAUGACAACUUCUCAAGACAGAGGGUGCUGGGAUUCCUUGAUGAAAUCCUCAAUUACGAUGUUAGAAAUAAAGUAGAAAAUGUUCAUGGAUCUCCAAUCUUAAGUGGCAUUGUUUAUGAUAAUAAUAAUUCUACAGAAGUAAUUGGUAGUAAGUCUAAUAAUGCAGAUAGUGAAGGUGCAGACUGUCAAGCUGAGCUUAAUCAGAUAGAAAAGAUUAAGGAUGUUCUUUGUAAAUGUGGAUUGAGAAGCCUGCAAGAGACCAGUAACUCGGACUGUAGUGAUAAUAUGUGCGGGCAAGAGAAGGGAGCAAGUGAGGACAAUGACUUGAAGGAUCAUGAUCAUUUUAAAUUUUCUAGUAUUGCUAAUGUGAACACUAGACAGCUCGACAUACCUUGGCAACAGCUUCUACAGGAUGAAACUUUAAAGAUUGCAGUGAUCAGAAGAGUUCUGCCAAAACAGGUCGAGAAAUUUACUCCUCCCUUAGAGAUUGUUCUUAUUGAUGGAGAAAAUGUGCGUGUGAGCUAUUUUGCUGCAUCCAAGACAGCCGUCCCCAGUGUCGUCCCGUGCACUAAUUAUUCUUUAUCCUUUACCACAACUGGAAUUGGUCUCUCCUAUUUUGAGGAUAAUGGUAGCGAGUCUCCUGAGGCUCGUGCCAGCACUGUGUGGUUGCAGAAAAAUGUUCUUCCCAAGUUGAAGAAAUGGUCAGCUGAGGUACAAGAAGGUGGAGAUGUGGAGGACAAAGGGUCCCUCAAGCUAAUAAAUGUUCAAGAAUAUAAUCAGUUAUAUCAGCAGUUGAAGAUCAAAUAUGGAAAGGCAUUGGUGAAGAUGUGGCCAGAGACUACAGAUCCUCUGAAGUACGUGUAUGAGGAUAUUGCCAUUGCCACCUAUUUGAUUUUGAUUUGGCAACAGGAAAGAAAAAAGAAAGGACUAACUACCAAUCAAACCUUUGUUGACUUAGGUUGUGGCAAUGGCCUUCUUGUCCACAUCCUGUCAAGUGAAGGGCAUCAAGGACUUGGAAUAGAUAUCAAAAAGCGUCAUAUUUGGGAUAUGUUUCCAAAGCACAUUCAACUGAAGGAAGAAGCCAUUGAACCAUCUGAUAAGAACCUUUUUCCUGCAUAUGACUGGCUGAUUGGUAACCAUUCAGAUGAAUUAACUCCAUGGAUUCCUGUCAUUGCUGCUAAAUCCAAAUAUACAACUCGUUUCUUUGUAAUUCCAUGUUGUGCCCACGACUUUGACUGCAAGUACCGAAGAAAGUAUACAGGUAGAAGCCAGUACUCAGACUAUCUUGAAUAUGUCAAAGAAGUGGGCAGUGUUUGUGGCUUUGAAGUAUGGCAAGACAAGCUGAGAAUUCCUUCGACCAAAAGAGUUUGUCUGAUUGGACAGGAGAGAACAUACAGUGCACUGGAGACCCCUCAGAUGAACCAAAAGAUUGACCAGUUUAUUAGAAAAAGAAGCACUAAAAGUAUAGAGAGUCAGACACGUGAUGGUAGUUGUGAGAACCUUGGAAUUAACACACACAAAGCAGGGAACCAUAUUCUCUGGACAGAAAAUUUUAAAGCUCGGGAUGCUGUGCAAGCUGUGCGUAAUUGUACGCAGCUUGAGAAGACAAUCAAAGAUGAUCUUGUGUCAACUGUAGCCAGAAUGCUCAUGGAAAAAAAACACAUACUAGAGGUUGAAAUAAGCAAGAAUAGUUUUGUAACUUGGGAUCGUGGCGGCAGCAUGACUCUGGGUGACAUAGCUAAACGUAUGGAACCAAACCAGCUGUCAGCACUGAAGAAUGAAUGUGGAGGGUUACAAACACUCCUGAAGAAUCACAAACACAUUUUCAACAUUUCGCGUGGAGUAGCUAAUCUUCAGAUUCCAAUACCAGUAUGGAGAGCAAAAGUAUCAAGUAGUCAUAUCAAGACUAAACUCUGCUGGUUUCACAUCAACCACAUUACAGGCUGCCCAUUGCCCUCUCAAACAUGUGUAUAUGCUCAUGGCAAUUCUGACUUGAAAGAUGUUAGAGAGGUUCCUAGUAAAUAAUGUAACUACAUUCUGUAUAUAAGAAGGGUAGCAUUUUACUGUAAUGGUCUUGCAUAGGUAAAUAACAUUUCAUAAAAUUUGACCAGUUGUAAAUUAAUAAAAAUAAUCUUCUAUAA